AUGUCUGACCUCAAUUCACAUCUUCUCAAUAUGAAUUCGUUCGACACUCUCACCAAAGAGCUCACAACUGAAGGAAGCACGGGAGCGGCCUUUACCUAUAUGGCCCCCAAGGAAAGGGAACCUUAUUCUACAUAUCUCAGCAUCCCUCCUACUGUACUGGAGAAACUCCCGGGGCAAACGCCUGGGAGGGCAAAAGUACCAACCAUCCUUCUUUAUGACAAGAGGCACGUUCAACUAGGAGACGAAGUGCUCGGUCUCGCGCUAACUUGGCUUUCUGGUUACAGCGGUGUUUGUCAAGACAAGUGGGGUUCUCAACUCACCAACCUUUCGAAAGAGGAGCGAACUAAGAUUAGCAAGGGCGAAUUACAAUUAGCUGAAUGGUUCAAAAUUCAUAUCGACCCCGAACAACGGCGGGAUGUCAGAGCGAUCGCAGAGGAACCUUCGAAGCGCUUACCCGAAGGCAAACAGGGGGUGGAACUGUGGGGAGAAUUCCUUGGACGCCUUAGCAGUGCAGCCAAGCAAGCGAUCCGCAACGACUACAACAUUACGUGGCUAGAGGAACUAGAACAAAGCCACAAAGUCCGCUACAUAGUUAGUAUACCUGUAGGUUGGCUCAAAAGCUGUAAAGAUUGGUUUGAUCAACAAAAACACGGCUACCAACCUUCGAUUUUGUUCGGAGAGCGAGGCCCCGACGAUGUCUUCCUGGUCGUUGAUGCCGGUGGGGGUACAGUGGACUACACUUCCUAUCGCAUAACCAAGAUCGACCCCCUUUGUAUGGAGGAAGUUGGAUCGGACUCCAAACUUUGUCUCUAUAAUGGAUCGACUUACAUCGACAAGUCCUUCCGAGCUUUACUGAAGGAACAUUUGAUCUCGGAAUACACCAAAUCGCCGACAGUCCCUGACAAGCAUUUGGAUAAGGCAGGAAUGCUCUUUGCUACACUCGGUAAACUCGAGUUUAGCUUUACGACCAAGGAUGCUCCGCCCGGUUGUUACGCGAUCUCUGACAACGAGGUCGAUUACGACGAAGGCGAAGUGUCGGUCCCUUGGACUUUGAUGAAAUCCGCCUUUGAUCAACACGUCGAUCUUAUAUAUGUUUUCUGCUCCGGCGGUCUGGGAGACUCUCUUUACCUACGAGAAAGACUAGAAAUGGAAUCCAAAUCUUUCAAAGUUGCUCAACCUGAUCAAACGGCUUCUUCAUCCUUGGACCGCGCCGCUGGUGCUGAGGCUUUCCAUAGAACUACAAUCAUUCAAGAAGUUGAUUACCCGGUAAAGGGUCUCGGAGAGGACUGCUCUCUAACUAUCUUUUCAACCACUGCUAAAACGCCACCAAAAAGGACGACCGAUCCUUCUGCCCGUGAGGUUGGGAAGUUCGAAUUUUUCAUCCCGGCCGACGCUAGCCACACCGUGGAGAAAGCCCCAGACGGGACUCGUUUGGCCAUGUACCCUUUCGAAGUCCGGGUAUAUUACGGAGAGACCGAAUUACGUGCGGCGGCGUACAGCCUUGACGGGGAAGUGCUUGGGGGAAAUCGAGAGACGAAUAUUAUGCAAAUGGGGAAUUGA
Molecule: messenger RNA, 1560 nt
Organism: Filobasidium floriforme
Lineage: Eukaryota; Fungi; Basidiomycota; Tremellomycetes; Filobasidiales; Filobasidiaceae
Exons: 15
Coding region: 1-1560 (519 amino acids)
Source: RefSeq, a predicted model, not a curated record